Molecule: messenger RNA, 2316 nt
Organism: Aphanomyces astaci
Lineage: Eukaryota; Oomycota; Saprolegniomycetes; Saprolegniales; Verrucalvaceae
Product: RNA 3'-phosphate cyclase
Exons: 1
Coding region: 22-2040 (672 amino acids)
Biological process (GO): RNA processing
Cellular component (GO): nucleus
Molecular function (GO): hydrolase activity, acting on ester bonds; RNA-3'-phosphate cyclase activity
Source: RefSeq, a predicted model, not a curated record
UGGCAAUUUUGUACAGCAGCGAUGGCCACUGGAACUGUGAUUGAUAUUGGCGUGAACCUACUCAACAGACAGUUCCAAAAGGACCUACCGCGAGUGCUCAAGCGCAGUGCAGACGAGAACGUGCACACAAUUAUUGCGACUGGGACCGACCUCAAGUUGAGCGAGCGCUCGAUAGCAACGAUCCGCUCGCGCCAGAACAUCCCGCUCCCUCGCCUCUUCUGCACAGUAGGGAUCCAUCCACAUUCUGCCAAGGACGCCAGUCCCGACUUUGCGGUGAAACAGGCGGCGCUCAUUCAAGCAAACCGCGACGUUGUAGUGGCAGUGGGGGAGUGUGGCUUGGAUUUCAACCGCGACUUUUCCCCUCGUGAUGUUCAGAUCGCCGUGUUUCGGCAGCAAAUCCAGCUGGCAUGCGACCUCGGCUUGCCACUCUUUUGCCACGAACGUGAUGCCCAUGCCGAGUUCCUCGCGGUGCUAGUUCCAUUCCUCGAAACCGGGUUGUUGCAUGCAUCCCACGUAGUCGUCCAUUGCUUCACUGGAAAUGCAGUUCAGCUCCAAAGAUAUGUCCGGUUGGGCUUCUCCAUCGGACUGACGGGGUUUGUGUGCAUGUCUCGCCGGGGGUAUGAUCUGCGCCAAGCCGUGAAGCUGAUUCCAUUAGGUCAACUGAUGGUCGAGACGGAUGCUCCAUUCAUGCACCCUUCUCAAGCCAAACAACGAUGCGAACCCCACCACGUCCACGCCGUCGUCCAAACCAUUGCCGACAGCAUGGGCCUUCCUGCCGCCGACAUCGCGGCCGCCACCACAGCCAACGCCACGCGCUUCUUCCAUCUGGACAGUACCAUCCUGAACCACCCGCCACCACCUUUCCUCGCCCCUCCUCAGUCGUCUCAACCGCCCCCGGCCCCCCUUGCCCCUUCUUUGAAGGGGGAUGUCAUCUCUGUGGACGGUUCGACGCUGGAAGGCGGCGGCCAGAUCCUCCGACUCGCGUUUCCCUUGGCUGCGUUGCUCCGUAAGAACAUUGAUAUCCACAGCAUCCGUGCAGGACGACCCAAGCCUGGCCUCGCCAACCAGCACUUGUGCGGGCUUACGCUGUUGAAGUCGAUGGGUCAGACGUGGACGCUGCACGGUCUCCACUUGCGGUCGACGCGGGCGCAGCUGGUGCACGACGAGUCGUCGACCAGUGGACCUGUUGUCCUGAACGGCUCCGCCUUUCACGCCGCCAUGGACACGGCGGGGGCCGUGACGUUGGUGCUGCAGGGGGUGCUGCCCCUCCUAGUGUUAAGUUCCCAACGCAAUGCCGUCGAGCUGACGUUGGUAGGCGGCACCCACAGCUCGUUCGCCCCGACCGUCGAUUGGAUGCAGCUUGGACUAGCCCCCGUCUUGGAUCGCAUGGGGGUGCAUGUUGGCAUCACGAUGACUCGUCGCGGGUUCGUGCCCUGUGGAGGGGGGAAUGUCACCGUGACUUGUCGAAGUGUGACGUUACCGUUGCGUCCGUUGGUGGUGGACACGCCGUCCCGCGUGGUGCACCAUGUCUCAUGCCGCGUCACAUGCGCCGCCGAAACGGACGGCCACGACGCUGUCCUGGCCCUGCGCAAGGCAUUUCGAUUUGCGUUUGGUGUUGGCAGCCACGUGGAAUGGACUGACGAGGUAGUGGUGGACGCCAGCCUGAGGACCAAAAAGGGGACCACCUUGUUUGUGCAUGUGACGAUGUCGUUGGAACACGGCAAUCUCUUGACGGCAGGCGGAUGCCCAGCAAAGUCAGUAGAGGCAGCCGUGGCGGAUGUGGUGGCGGAGCUAGGGCGCGUGUGGGAUGGCGAAGCGUGCGUGGACGAGCACUUGGCCGACAAUGUGCUCGUGUACAUGGCUAUGGCAGCAGGCACGUCGAGACUGCGCAUCCCUCGGCAGGCCGCCAGCCAGCACGUGGAAGCUGCGAUCUACGUCCUUGAAUUGAUCACUGGCGCACGGUUUCAAGUCGACGACGCCCCCAAGAGUCGACUCAUCACAUGUCAUGGUGUAGGCUACAACACUCACCCGUUGGCAUAACCUACGCAAGUUGUGCGACACAUAAAUUUAUUUGUACAAAAGUCGCUUGAAUAAUAAAGUACUGUCUGUAUAGAGAGAGCACAUCCACGUUAACGAUGGUGCACCAGAAUAUACCAAGGUAGAUAUGCUUGUUGACAUAAGUCGCUUGGAAGCACCAGAACCAAGUCAAGCUUUGCGGGAUUGGACAUCCAUCCCAUAACUGGGGUGGAAAUAUUAAUGUAUUUAUUUCCUAAGAUUUCAACAGUUUCGAAAGGGUCACACCCGUGUUAUUUCUGC